UUAUGCAUUUACGUAUUGCUACCUUGGUAUAACUCGAGCGCACUUUAGCAUAUCAGCUAUUUUCGACACUGGUAUCGUAUGGUAAAGAUUACCAAGGAAUGCAGGAAGUGACACUGGACAGUGAUGAGCAUGAAGCAACUACCAGAGUUGAAUUUCAGGUGGACGACUGUGGAUUUAGACUCAACCCAUGCUGGGUUGAUAGUCUCGGACACAUUGCCGGUUUCAUUAUGAAUGCAAGUGAUGCAACGCCCACUAAACCGCAGAUAUUUAUCAAUCAUGGAUGGGACCAAAUGUGUUGCGCUAUCGAAUUUGAGAAAGGCGUACAAUAUCACGUUUACAAGCGCAUGCAGUUGGAGAACGGCACAACCUACGCGGGUGAUACCUAUAUCUUCAAGGAUAACAGUCUGGUUGCUAUUUACGAAGGCAUUCGCAUAACAACCUCAACGACGAGCAAUCAGCGAAACCGCCCAUUAACGAGGUAUCAACUCAACGGCCAACGCCAUCUGCAGCGCGGCCCACAUAUGCAGUUCCGAAACAACCGAAUUCAAGCAGAGAAACCAAAACCGGCGGCUUCAUCUACAGUGCCCAGACCUAAUGAAAUUGCGUCUCGUGUAUUGGCUAUCGUAGGCGAAGAAGCUGGAGUCGACCACACGGAAUUAGACCCGAAUGAAGACUUCCAGAACCACGGGAUCGAUUCUCUUCUUUCACUUACUAUCUGUGGCCGGAUUCAAGAAGAGCUUGGCGUUGACGUCUCGUCUUCAUUGUUCGCAGAUUAUUGCACUCCAAUGGAAUUGAGUCGUUUUCUCGGCAGUGAUAACCGCCAUGACUCAUUGUCCGCCAGCUCUGUUUCAUCCUCUGACAACACUGAUAAAAUUAACACUCCUGAAAAUAGGGAGAUGGAUUCCAACACCUCUACAGACGGGGAAAUGGAUAGCUCUACCAUCGAAGUAAUCCGUGAAACGAUUGCACAGGAGACAGGUGUUCCAGUCAGCGAGUUGACACUUAGCAGCAGUUUUGCAGACUUAGGGGUUGAUUCCUUACUUAUAUUCACCAUUGUCGGCAAGUUGUUAGAGGCUCUAAACAUGGAUCUACCCUCCAGCUUGCUUAUGGAGAAUGAAAACUCGGAGAAGUCAGUAAAGCACUAG
Molecule: messenger RNA, 1145 nt
Organism: Talaromyces stipitatus ATCC 10500
Lineage: Eukaryota; Fungi; Ascomycota; Eurotiomycetes; Eurotiales; Trichocomaceae
Exons: 2
Coding region: 99-1145 (348 amino acids)
Biological process (GO): fatty acid biosynthetic process
Molecular function (GO): fatty acid synthase activity; phosphopantetheine binding
Source: RefSeq, a predicted model, not a curated record